AUGAGCGCAAACUCCGGUGUUGUUCCCGAUGCCUGGGAGGAUUCAUGGGAAAACCAAGCAGAUAAACUGGACUCCAAGUCUACCCCGCCGUCCGAGAAGAAAGUCUCAUCCAAAGUGACCAAGGCGCAACGCAGGGCGGAACAGGCAGAGUUCAAUCGUCAGCUAUGGGCUGAAGCUGAAUCCACAGAAACAUUCCACUUCGUUGAAGCGCGCGCCGAUGUUCCCCUUAAGCAUGACUUCAAGCCCGCAGUUACAUUGCUGAGUCGGAAACCCCAGCUUGUGACAAGACAGUCAUCAUCAUCAUCAUCAUCAUCCUCGAGGGCUAUUAAUGCCGCAGCGGCUGGACUUGGCCGACUCGGACUAGACGAUGACGACGACUCGGACGAUGACGCCAAGCCGCCCCAGCCAACACCCGAGGAGCGCCAUGCUAUUGCGCUGAAAAAUCGGGAGGAGAAACAGCGGAAGUACGAAGAAGUGCGUGAACGUCUAUUUGGAAGCCCCUCUGCUACAGCUUCGGGUACCUCGUCGCCUGGCAAUACAACCCCGCCUCGUCAAAUUUCUACAGGCGAGGGCCGAGGAAGAGGCAAAGGUCGUGGAGGCGGAAGAGAUCAUCCAAAGAGAGAUUCUUCGUCGACCUCGAGCAAGUCCUCUAGACAUCUCUACGAUCCCUCCACUUCGGCCAAGUCAAACGCACCCUUCUUACAGAGAGGAGGCCGUCCGCAAGUUGAGCGAAGUGGCUCCGACACUCAGGCUCCACAGCAGCCGGUGCGCAGUCCUCGGGGCCCUGAUGCAAGUGGGAGGGGUGGCUUCAAUUUCAAUCGAGGUGCUCGAACUGGCUAA
Molecule: messenger RNA, 840 nt
Organism: Penicillium digitatum Pd1
Lineage: Eukaryota; Fungi; Ascomycota; Eurotiomycetes; Eurotiales; Aspergillaceae
Source: RefSeq, a predicted model, not a curated record